This is a messenger RNA of Cajanus cajan (pigeon pea), 2412 nucleotides long. RefSeq lists its product as uncharacterized. The record is from RefSeq and is a predicted model, not a curated record. Gene Ontology annotation, molecular function: mRNA binding; protein binding. NCBI's taxonomy places the organism in Eukaryota, Viridiplantae, Streptophyta, Magnoliopsida, Fabales, Fabaceae.
ACACGUAGCGUCGUGGUGGAGAAAAGAAAAGAAACUAUACCUUGUGCCUCUUAGCAAAAGUAAGAAUCCUAAACCCUCACCAGAUUUUGCAACGAAGAUGGUGUUUUGAAGCAAAAGAGUGAUUUUGAAUGCUUCGGAGAAUACCCUCUCUCUCUCGUUUUCGUCUUCUUCAUCCCAAUGAUACUUUCUCUCAUUCCCUUUUCAAGUUCUGUCAUUGCUCCACAGUCCCUACUGCAAACUCCGACGACUCUGAGAAGCACACCCACUUCUUGAUUUCCAUGAGAAGCCUGUGUAGGUCAGGUAAAGUGAAAAACUUGGAUGAAGCUUUGGACUUGUUUAGUGGCAUGACCAAAAUGAAGCCUUUGCCUUCUGUGAAGGACUUCACUUUGUUAUUAGGGGUUAUUGUGAGGUUGAAGCAUUACACCACUGCCAUGUCUUUAGUUAAACACAUGUUUUCUUCUCUAGGCAUAGAAGCUGACACCAUUACUCUUAAUAUUGUCAUCAAUUGCCUUUGCCAUUUGAAGUUGAUAGCUUUUGGAUUCUCUGUCUUGGGUACUAUGUUCAAACUUGGUUUGGAGCCAACUGUGAUGACUCUUACCACUCUCAUUAAUGGGCUUUGUGUGCAAGGCAAUGUGGCUCAGGCAGUGAGGCUGGCUGAUCAUAUGGAAAAAAUGGGGUAUCCCUUAGAUGUUUACUCAUAUGGGGUGUUGAUCAAUGGGUUGUGUAAGAUGGGAGACACUUCCAUGGCGGUUGGGUGGCUAAGGAAGAUUGAGGAAAGAAAUUGGAAACCUAAUGUGGUCGUUUACAGCACAAUUAUUGAUAGUUUGUGCAAGGAUGGAUUGGUUUCUGAGGCGUUAAAUUUGUUCUCGGAAAUGAGUGGCAAAGGUGUUCAGCCUAAUCUUGUCACUUACACUUGCUUGAUUCAAGGUCUUUGCAAUUUGGGAAGAUGGAAAGAGGCUAGUUUUCUGCUGGAUGAGAUGGUGAAAACGGGGAUGAUGCCGGAUUUGCAAACACUCAAUGUUUUAGUGGAUGCUUUCUGCAAAGAAGGAAAACUGAUGCAGGCCAAGAGUAAUUUGGAUCUUAAUAUUGUGAGUUAUAGUAUUUUGCUUGACGGAAUGUGCGGUGCUGGAAAACUGAAUGCUGCAUGGGAACUCUUUUCUAGUUUGCCUGCUAAAGGUUUGCAAAUUAAUGUUUAUACUUAUACCAUUAUGAUUAAAGGUCUCUGUAAACAUGGGCUGUUGGAUAAAGCUGAAGACUUGCUGAUGAUUAUGGAAGAGAAUGGCUGCCUUCCAAAUAAUUGCACUUACAAUGUCUUUGUUCAAGGCUUGCUGACAAAAAGGGAGGUUGUAAAGUCAAUAAAAUACCUUACAAUAAUGGGAGACAAAGGUUUUUCAGUAGAUGCUGCCACCACAGAAAUGAUUAUCAACUACUUAUCUACUAAUAAAGGAGACACCAGAAUUCAAGAAUUUUUGUUUCCAAAAAGAUAGCAAAUUUCAAGAGUUUCACUAGCGUUUAGUCAAAUCCAGCCUCUCAAUUUAUUCAUGUUCCAAGUCCAUAUAGGAUCCCAAAGUGAGAACUGGCAUAGGCUUUCUAAGCUCCACCGAACAGCUAAAACUUUUAAGAGAAUUGUUCCUUGACAUUUUUAGUGAUUGGAAUCACUUUAUGCACUCAAUUAGUUAUAUAUUACGUACGAGGGAAGACCUUCUUUCAGCAAUGACAGGUAAGAGACACACUCUCAGCUGAGGUUUUAUGGAUGAGGUGUCUAGAUAGGUUCCACAUCAAGCAAUGAUGCUCAUAAAGUCAUGAGUGUAAAGCUAACGUUGAAAUAGUUACACAACUAGCAUUGUUUGACGAAUGUGCAAUUGCUUUAGUGCUUGAAUGCCUCAUAGAAGCAUCUGCAAAGCCGCGGGAUCACAAUUUUACCACCACUUGUGUUUGCCAAGUUCCCAAGCAACUUGGGGAAGAGAAGUUCAUAGAGUGAGUUCAUUGUGGAUGCAAGGGUUGUGCAAGUGGGAAUUGAUUGGACAUCAAUUCUAGUAUUUGCUGCCAAUUAAGGGUUUCUUUGAAUUGCUUUUAGCAAUCUGUUCUCAGAAACCCUUUGAUGGAUGACCAUUCUUGAAGAUCAUGGAACUUUUAACAAGAUCUAUAUUUAGGAGGCUAGAAGAAGUUACUAGAGAGAAUGUAUUUCUUAGACCUGUGCGUAUUAUGAACAUAGAGUAUGUGUUCCCCUCCUAGUUGCCUAGUCUGUAUAUACUUUGUAUAGUUUGUUUUCCAUUUCUUUGUAUGUAGUAGUUAAAUGUAUAGGUUGUUUUUACCCUUGUAUUUAGGGGUGUAUCUUUCCUUAUUUGUAGGUCACGCCUUUAGGAGUUAGAGGGAUGUUCCUUAUUGAAAUGUAUUCCUUUUGACUUUGUA